Messenger RNA from Theileria equi strain WA, 2301 nucleotides. RefSeq lists its product as hypothetical. NCBI's taxonomy places the organism in Eukaryota, Apicomplexa, Aconoidasida, Piroplasmida, Theileriidae. The transcript has a single exon. The record is from RefSeq and is a predicted model, not a curated record. The coding region runs from base 1 to 2301 and encodes 766 amino acids.
AUGUCCACAAUAAACAUAAAGAGAAAAUGUCCAAAUGGAGAAAGCAGUGACCACACAACUGUAGAAUGCCCGAAACACAACCGCCACUAUAAUGUUUCUCUAACUAAUGUAUACAGUGAUUCUAAUGCGACAGAUUACAGGGUUUGUAGGCGUACGAGGGGUAGGAGAGUAGCCAUCACUCGCCUAAAGUAUGGUAAUGAAGAACUUAGUAUUUUAGAUGAUGGAUCUACUAACUUUAUUGAAAAACACACUGAGAUAGAGGAAGUAUGUACCUACUAUAGCUCAACUUAUGAUAAGGGUAAAGAUGAUAUAGAUAAACCUCUCCUACUUGGAUUUAAGGAGAGUAAGAAUGAGGGAUAUACUUGGUACGAAAAUACUGGAGAUAAUGUGACAUGGCAAAGGAUUGAUGACAAGGGGAAAUUUCCUAAAAUCAGCAAUAAGUCUACUCCUCAGUUUUUAGGUAGGCUAAAGGAUCUCACCUGUAAACUCCAUAAUCUCCACUUUGUCAACAUUCAAGAGAUAGGGAAGUACAAAUGUGCAUGCAAUGAGACCAAAGUUACCGCUAUCAAGGAGAAAGAUGAUGGAUAUAUCAAAGGCUAUAACAAGUACAGGCAUGAUUACGACAAGGGUGAAAGGUCAAUUAGAUAUGGAAAGUUUCAUCUCGAAGAUGAAGACGGCACUCCACUUACACUCACUCUUGAGCAUACUCCUAACCUCUCCGUCUACUACUGGGUAAAGGAUACUAAUCGUACGACACCUCUUAUUAUUGAAGUUGCUGUUGGAACUAUGAAAGUUUAUUAUGGUAAUAAAGGGGAACCACUCAACAGAAAAUGGGAAGAAAUAAAAUCUGAUAGUGGUGAAUUACAACUCACAGAUGAGGAACUUAAGAAGGAACUUAAAAAGCUCACCUGUAAACUUUUCAGAUCAGCAGGCAUAAGUGAUCCUGAUCAACAGCAGUACAUAAAUGAAUACUGUAGAAAGGACUGGUGUAAGAAUGGAUUAGAACUUCAUUGCCAAAAUGAAAAUGAAGAGGAGCGAACCGAGUCUAAACAACUAGGACAUGGAAUCGAAAAAACUGAGGAAGAUAAAGAUGGGUCUGAACAAUAUGAAGAGAAAAAACUUGGCGAGGAAGAAGAGCUAUCUGAAGAACCAAGUACUGGUCCUUGUAGCAAUCUUGGAAUAGUAGACAUUGGUAAAGAACUAUUGGAAGGUGUUGUAGGAGAUAUAGCUUCUGUACUAGAUGAAUCAGCUCUAGUUGGAUUGACUGGAUUAGGUAUAGCUAGUGUAGCUAUUGGAGUGGCUAAGGGUCUUUUUGCUGAUGGAGUAGGAGGCCCUGCUAUUUAUCCUAAACAUGAACAUGUAAAAGAAUCUCUAGAACUGGAAAGUCAAAUAGAAUCUAGAUCUGGAGAAGAAUUGGUGGCUAAAAAGGUAAAAUACUCUCCUGUGGAUUUUCAACCCGAGGAAGAGGUGACUCAUGAUCAGCCUGUUGUGGCUGCUAGGGCUGAAGAUAGAGCUGCUUCUGGUACUGGAACUCUUGAUCCAGAACAUCUUGGACAGAAUGGAGUUCAACGUGAGGAGGUCCCUGCAGCUGACUUAUCUGACCAAGUUCCUGACACAGAGUCUGAGACUAAGAUUCUUCUACAAGGUACUCCAGUUGCUCAGAUGGCUGAAGAUGCUAUCGAUGGUGAAAGACUAAAACAUCUUAUUGUUAAUCCUGGUCCAUUUGGUGGUUAUAGUCCCUUAUCUGGACUAGAAGGUGAUUCUGGUCCACCUUUAUCUCUACAAGGUAGUAAUCCUAGAUUUAUAGGUGGUACUCCUCAGUCCUUACCUAAAGCUGAAGGAACUACUGCUUUUCCCCCAGUAAUUAUAGGUGGUCAUGGUCCUCUCGGACUUAUGGGUUAUUCUAAACUAGGCCCUGGACUAGAAGGUGAACAAUCUCUUGUACCUCCUGAAUCUCUUCCACCUGCUGAAGCUGAAUCGGCCGCUAUAUCCUCAGGCCCUGGUUAUGGAACUCUUCAUAAUAAUGGUCCUUCUUCAGGUCCUCUUGGUCCUGGAGUUCCUUCUCCUCCGAUAACUCUUCCUCAUAAACCUCAUGAAAAAUCUCCUGAAAAGCCUACUAAUCCUGGUAUAGCUAUAGGAGUGCCUACGGGCAUUCUUGGUACAUCUGCCAUAGCUUGUUUUGCGGGUUAUAAGUUCUAUACGAAAUAUAAAGGAGAUCCUUGGGUUAGACAUGGUUAUUCUGGAGUUUUUAAAGAAUGUACCAUGUUGAGUAUGCGUAGACUCUUCUAUGCACCCCUAUAA